This is a messenger RNA of Lonchura striata (white-rumped munia), 465 nucleotides long. The record is from RefSeq and is a predicted model, not a curated record. NCBI's taxonomy places the organism in Eukaryota, Metazoa, Chordata, Aves, Passeriformes, Estrildidae.
AUGAACAGCUGUACAGGUACAGAAUGGGACCAUCUGUGGUAUAUCUGGCUGGUGCUGGUGAUUGGGGGGCUCCUGCUCCUGUGUGGCCUGGUCUCUGUCUGCCUGAGGUGCUGCUUCCAGUGCCAUCAGACAGGGGACGAGGCGGGCCCCCCACCCUACGAGGUCACCGUCAUUGCGUUUGACCACGACAGCACCCUCCAGAGCACCAUCACUUCUCUCCACUCGGUGUUUGGCCCUGCUGCCAGGAGGAUAUUUGCUGUGGCACACUCCCACAAUGCUGCCCAGGGAACACCUCCCCUCUCUGCAUCAGACACCCCUCCAGUGUACGAGGAAGCUCUGCACAUGAGCAGGUUCACCGUGGCCAAGGCAGGGCAGAAGGUGCCCGAGCUGGAUCCAGUGCCGGAGGAAAAGCCACAGGCACCCACCGAGGGCAAAGACACCCAGCCAGCCCUCCCAGGACACUGA